This is a messenger RNA of Paramecium octaurelia, 578 nucleotides long. The record is from the annotation of a GenBank genome assembly. NCBI's taxonomy places the organism in Eukaryota, Ciliophora, Oligohymenophorea, Peniculida, Parameciidae.
AUGUAAGUAUAUGAAUUUUCUAAAAUCACUUCGAAUUCAAUUGGAAUGAACAUCACUCUAGGAGAUUUAUUGGAUUAGCCAAUCCAAACCAAAACAGCCAAAGUAAUGGAAGUGUUCAUUAGUAAUACUUGUGCACAUCAUUAUAAGAUGAAGGUGAUUACGUGUAUAAUUGUUAUAUUGCUCUCAAAAUUUCAAAUCAGGGAGAAUUGAUGGAACUUUAUAAUAGAUGGCCUGGACAAAUAGAUGAAGUUUUCAUAAAGGAAAACGACUUGAUUGGGCUUGAUAGUAUACUCUAUAAUAUAAAGAGUGAAUUUAGGUAGGAUCAAUAAGUCGAGUUCAUUUAGUAUGGUUUUACUCACAAACGCAAUUAGAAUAUUAGGAUAAACAUUAUUAAAAGUAAAGAAGAUUUUGUGUCUAAACAAGGUGACACAAUCCCUUUGGAUCCAAAAAUUAUACUUGGACACAAAGAAAAUGUUUUUAUAGUUGAGAUGAAUGAUGGAAAAACAGAUGAUAUAAAUAUUUUGGUUAUGAAAACGAAAUAUCCUCAACUAGUAGUCUAAUAUUUAGAAAAAUUGUGA